This is a messenger RNA of Bacillus rossius redtenbacheri, 10175 nucleotides long. Its product is annotated as sodium channel protein 60E-like. The coding region runs from base 142 to 5913 and encodes 1923 amino acids. Lineage: Eukaryota; Metazoa; Arthropoda; Insecta; Phasmatodea; Bacillidae. Gene Ontology annotation, cellular component: plasma membrane; voltage-gated sodium channel complex. The transcript has 29 exons. Gene Ontology annotation, molecular function: voltage-gated sodium channel activity; protein binding. Gene Ontology annotation, biological process: membrane depolarization during action potential; neuronal action potential; sodium ion transmembrane transport. The record is from RefSeq and is a predicted model, not a curated record.
UGCGUGGUGUCCAAGAGGUUCCGCAAGAACUACAUCCACCGCUUCACGGCCACCAGCUCGUUCUUCGUGUUCUCGCCGUGGCACCGCCUGCGGCGAGCCUGCAUCUACGUCUCCACGAACCAGUUCUUCGACUAUGUCGUCAUGACCACCAUCCUGCUCAACUGCGUCUUCCUGGCCAUGACGGAGACUGUGGAGGAGGCGGAAUACAUAUUCCUGGCCAUAUACACCGCGGAGAUGAUCAUCAAGUCCGUCGCCAAAGGUUUCAUUCUGAACAAGUACACGUACCUGAGGAACCCGUGGAACUGGCUGGACUUCGUGGUGAUCACGUCGGGCUACGCCACCAUCGGCAUGGAGGUGGGCAACCUGGCCGGCCUGCGCACCUUCCGGGUGCUGCGCGCUCUCAAGACAGUCUCCAUCAUGCCAGGCCUGAAGACCAUCAUCAACGCACUGCUCCACUCGUUCCGCCAGCUCGCCGAGGUCAUGACGCUCACCAUCUUCUGCCUGAUGGUGUUCGCGCUGUUCGCCCUGCAGGUGUACAUGGGCGAGCUGCGCAACAAGUGCGUGCGGCGCGUCGACGGCGAGAACGUCUCGCACCAGGACUGGCACGCAUGGGUGUGGGACGAGGACAACUGGCUGAUCAACGACCACGGCGAGCCUGUGCUGUGCGGCAACACGACAGGAUCUCGGCACUGUCCUCAGGGAUUCUUCUGUGUUCAGGUUGGCGAGAAUCCAAACCACGGGUACACCAGCUUCGACAAUUUCCUCUGGUCCAUGCUCACUACGUUCCAGCUCAUCACCCUCGACUAUUGGGAAAAUGUGUACAACAUGGUUCUUGCAUCGUGCGGACCUAUGAGCGUCGUAUUUUUUACUGUAGUUGUUUUUUUCGGUUCAUUUUAUUUGAUAAACCUGAUGUUGGCUGUGGUAGCUUUAAGUUACGAAGAGGAAGCUGAAAUCACGCAGGAGGAGCGGCGCAAGGACCUGACGGACCACCGCGACGACUCCACCUUCAGCUUCGACCCCUCCAAGAUCCACGUGAAGCAGCUGGAGCGCAACAAGCGCAAGAAGCUGGACUCGCGCAAGGGCGUGCUCAUCUCUUCCUACUCGCGCAAGAAGACGCGCCGCAGGAAGCGCGCGCGGGGCGGCUCCGGCGACAAGGGCGAGCCGGCGGCGGCGGCGGGGGGCGGCGCGCGCAGUCGCUCCGCCACGCCGUCCCCGCGGCCCGAGGCGCGGCCGCAGACCCUGGCCGUGCAGCCGCCCCCCGCCCCCCUCAAGACGCCGCCCAACGUGCUGGGGCUGCCGCUGCGGGGCCAGCUGCUGUCCUCGCGCCAGCCCAGCAGCAACAACAGCGAGAACCGCGAGUCCUCGCUGGACGACUCCGGGGUCGUGGACGACCACGAGGAGGGCGACCUCACCUCCGAGGAGGUGGCGCACAUCCCCAGCGCGGUGCAGAAGGUGGAGCCGGUGACAGUGGCCGUGGGGGCCAGCGAGAUACGUGUCGUCAAGUGCAACGGCGUCUCACCCUGCCAGGGCAAUAAGCAGCACAUGUACACGCUGCCCUCGGACUACCUGUCGCACAUCGUUGUACUCGAUGACCUGGUGGACCGCAACUGCGACAAGUGCACGCAGUGCUGCGUGGACUACGAGGGUUGGCUGCGUUUCCAAUGCGGCCUGUAUAAGGUGGUGCGAGACCCUCUCUUCGACCUGCUCAUCACGCUGUGCAUCGUGCUCAACACCAUGUUCCUGGCCAUGGAGCACCACGGCAUGAGCGAAUCGGUGCGUCAGGCGCUCGACAUCGGGAACAAGGUUUUCACGUCAAUAUUUUCACUGGAGUGCUUCCUCAAACUUCUGGCUUUGAGCAAAGAGUAUUUUGCUUGCGGCUGGAAUAUUUUUGAUCUCAUUAUUGUGUCUGCGAGUUUAUUAGACCUUUCAUUUGAAUUAGUUGAUGGUCUGUCUGUUCUCCGAGGACUUCGUUUGUUACGUGUUUUGAAACUGGCGCAGUCGUGGACAACGAUGAAAGUUCUUCUUAGCAUUAUCAUUUCAACCAUCGGUGCUUUAGGAAAUUUGACGUUUGUGUUAGUGAUAGUGAUUUAUAUAUUUGCCGUAAUAGGAAUGCAGUUGUUUUCUAGGGAUUACACUGAUGACAAAUUUGCACCAGAUCCGGUGCCAAGAUGGAAUUUCAAUGAUUUCUUCCAUUCGUUCAUGAUGAUAUUUCGUAUUUUGUGUGGAGAGUGGAUAGAGCCGCUUUGGGACUGCAUGAGAGCAGAGUCUAAAGAGGGUCCAGAGACGUGUUUCUUUAUUUUUUUACCUGCGCUAGUGAUGGGUAAUUUCAUGGUGCUUAACCUCUUCUUGGCUUUGUUACUCAACAGCUUCAAUUCUGAAGAACUGAAGUCAAAAAAAGAGGAGGUGGGGGAGGAGUCGAAGCUGGCGCUGAGCUUCGAGCGCCUGCGCGCCAUCGUGCGCAAGCGCAGGCGGCCGCAGGAGCGGGCGGACAACGAGCAGAACUCGCGGCUGGAGGAGAUGGUGCGCGAGGUGCUGGACGGGCGCGCGCCCGAGGUGACCGAGGUGACUGAGGUGGCCCAGAAGACCGAGAAGACGGCCGACGAGGCGCCCCGGGUGCUGGUGAGGCAACAGGCCUUCGAGGCUGCCGCGAGCCCGCAGCCGCCGCGCGCCGCGCCCCGGAGGCCCCUCGCCCUCCUCGCGCAGUCCAGCAGCAAAGACGAGUCGAACGCGGAGGAAAGCAUCGAGCUGGAGGUGCUGGACAAGCCGGGCGGAGAGGCGGACAGCAUGCUGCAGGCGGGCGGGGAGGCGCCCCGCAGCCCCGCCAAGCGGCCCUGGCACGCCCUGGUCUCCUACGUGGACGAGCUGACGGUGGGCGGGCGCCGUGACUCGCAGGGCCGCUACGUGGACGGCAUUGGCAGCUUCCCCGGCUUCGGCCGCAACAAGACUGUAAAGGUGCCUCAGGAGUGCUUCCCGGUGCACUGCUACGAGAGGUGCGCGUGCUGUGAUCAGUGUCUGGAGACUCGGUGCGGCAAGAAGUGGAUGGCUGUGCGGACUAGCGUGUUAUCGGUCGUCGACACGCCCAUGUUCGAGUGGUUCAUUCUAGUGCUCAUUUUCGCGUCGAGCAUCACGUUGUGCUUCGAAGACAUCUACCUGGACGAAAACAAGACUCUGAAAAACAUUCUGUACUGGACAAACCUGGCGUUCUGUGUUGUUUUCAGCAUCGAGAUGUUGCUCAAGUGGGUAGCGCUCGGUUUCUGGAAGUACUUUACGAGUUUUUGGACGAUAUUAGACUUUAUCAUUGUGUUCGUCUCAGUGUUCAGCUUGCUGAUAGAGGAGAACGAGAACCUGAAGGUGCUCCGCUCUCUGCGGACACUGCGCGCUCUGAGGCCGCUGAGGGCCAUCUCCAGGUGGCAGGGCAUGAGGAUAGUGGUUAACGCCCUCAUGUACGCAAUACCUUCGAUUUUCAACGUGCUCCUGGUCUGCCUUGUAUUUUGGCUGAUAUUCUCGAUCAUGGGAGUUCAGUUCUUUGGCGGGAAGUUCUUCAAGUGCGUCGACGAGGAAGGAGAGCUUCUACCGGUAGAUGAAGUAGCCCAUAGGAUGGAAUGCCUUGAGUUGAACUACACUUGGGUGAAUUCCAAAAUAUCAUUUGAUAAUGUUGGAAACGCAUAUCUUGCAUUAUUUCAAGUGGCUACGUUCGAGGGCUGGAUGGAGGUGAUGGCGGAUGCAGUGGACGCACGAGGCGUCGACCUUCAACCUCAACGGGAGGCGAACCUCUAUGCCUACCUCUACUUUGUCAUAUUCAUUGUGUGCGGCUCCUUCUUUACGCUCAACCUCUUCAUUGGUGUAAUCAUCGACAACUUCAACAUGCUCAAGAAGAAGUACGAAGGCGGUGUGCUGGAAAUGUUCCUGACGGAGAGCCAAAAACACUACUACACUGCGAUGAAAAAACUUGGGCGGAAGAAGCCACAGAAGGUUAUCAAGCGGCCGAGGAAUCAGUUUCUUGCAAUGUUCUACGACCUUUCUAAUUCCAGGCGGUUCGAAAUAGCCAUAUUCGUGCUGAUAUUCCUGAACAUGCUGACGAUGGGCAUAGAGCACUUCAACCAGCCUCACGCCAUCUUCUUCGUGCUGGAGGUCAGCAACGCCUUCUUCACCACCGUGUUCGGCCUGGAGGCGCUGGUGAAGAUCAUCGGGCUGCGCUACCACUACUUCACCGUGCCGUGGAACCUGUUCGACUUCCUGCUCGUGGUCGCCUCCAUCCUCGGCAUCCUCAUGGAGGACAUCAUGAUCGACUUCCCCGUGUCGCCCACGCUGUUGCGCGUCGUCAGGGUGUUCCGCAUCGGCCGCAUCCUCCGACUCAUCAAGGCGGCGAAGGGCAUCAGGAAACUGCUAUUCGCGCUCGUGGUGUCGCUGCCGGCGCUGUUCAACAUCGGAGCGCUGCUGGCCCUCAUCACCUUCAUCUACGCCAUCAUCGGCAUGUCCGUGUUCGGCCACGUGAAGCAGCAGGGCGCGCUCGACGACAUGGUCAACUUCGAGACCUUCGGCCGCAGCAUGCAGCUGCUGUUCAGGCUGAUGACGUCAGCCGGCUGGAACGACGUGCUGGAGUCGCUGAUGGUGCAACCGCCACACUGCGACCCGCACUUCCGCAGGCAGCCCAACGGCAACUGCGGGUCACCGCUGCUGGCCAUCACCUACUUCACCAGCUUCAUCAUCAUCAGCUACAUGAUCGUCAUCAACAUGUACAUCGCCAUCAUCCUGGAGAACUUCAACCAGGCGCACCAGGAGGAGGAGAUCGGCAUCGUCGAGGACGACCUGGAGAUGUUCUACAUCCGCUGGUCCAAGUUCGACCCGCACGCCACGCAGUUCAUCCGCUUCACGCAGCUGUCCGACUUCAUCGCCAGCCUGGAUCCGCCGCUCGGCAUCCCCAAGCCCAACACCGUGGCGCUGGUGAGCUUCAACCUGCCCAUCGCGCGCGGCAACAAGAUCCACUGCCUUGACAUCCUGCACGCGCUCGUCAAGUACGUGCUGGGGCACGUCGAGGAGUCGGACGAGUUCCGCAAGCUGCAAGACCAGAUGGAUGUCAAAUUCAAGAAGCAGUUUCCAACGAGGAAAGAACUAGAAAUAGUGUCGUCGACAAGAAUAUGGAAGAGACAAGAUAAAGCAGCCAGGCUGAUACAGUCAACCUUCCGGGAAUACUUGGCGCGCAAGCGGGAGAGCGAGCGCGAGCCGCUCGACCUGGAGGACGAGACCACGCAGACCUCGAGCCCGGGCGGCGGCUGGCAGAGCCGGCUGUCCGCCUUCCUGCACGUGCACCGCGGCAGCCGCGCGUCCUCGCGCAAGUCCUCGCGCGCCUCCGACGCCAGCGACGCCUCGGAGCUGGGCGGGCCCUGGCUCAACCUGCCGCUGCUGUUCCUGUCCGCCGCGCAGCCGCCCGGCCUGCUGGGCGACGAGCCGGAGGCCGCGCGCGUCUGCAUCACCGUCAGCGAGGCCAGCCCCGACGCGGCGGGCGCGCCGGCCGACGCCGUCAGCAUCAUGGUGACCCGCCCCUCGCCCGACGAGCCAGACUCGCCCUCCUCGCCGCCCGCCGCCCCCGGCGCCGCCCCCCUCGACCUGCACCCGCUGGGGCUGUGCCCCGGCGGCCCCACGCUGUCCGUGUUCCCCGCCGCGCCGGCACGGAGGCCCGCCUCGGAGAGCGAGACAGGGCCGGUCGAGCCGCACCCCGUGCGCGUGGGGCUGGGCUCUGCGCUGUCGCUGUGCCCCGCGCCCGAGCGCCGCCCCCGCCAGCGCUCCGAGGCGACCCCGCCGCCGCCGCGCCGCCGCUCCCGCCCCCGCGCGCGGCUCGCCUCCGACCCCACGCUGGUGCGCGCGCUCGUGCACCGCGAGUCGGAGGAGUCGGCCGACGACAAGGCCAGCUGAUGGGAGCCCGGGUAGCCUGGACCGCGCUGUCCGGCGAGCAACUACCGUGCAAUCAGAACUACCACACCCUCGCGGGACUUCGUCAUUGUUGCAUUGUUAACCAGUUCAAUCACGUCGCUCCGGCUGAACCCACUCGGAGAGGCAGUUGGAGCUUUGGCUGCGGUGAUGUGUUGCUUAAGUAUGAUUGGUUCGUUGCCGCCUGAAGGCGACAGAUAUUUUCAGGCUUUGACUUGAAAUAUAUUUAGUUGUUUUAAUUUUUGAAAGAAUAAAUAAUUCGUAUGCAAAACAUUAUAGUAAAAUGUGAUGAAUAUCGGUUGAUUUGCUAUGCAAACGUAUAUUGUAGAAUCUUUUUUUUUUUUUUUUAGAAAACGUUUUGUUUUAAAAAAAUAGUUUUUAAAAUUUGCAAAGAAAAUUGAAGCAGUUACAUUAUAUGGUUCCAACAAUGCAUGGUUAAAAUUGCUUUACAUUUUAUUGUAUAAAAAUAAAUGCCAAUCAGCAUUGACAAUAUUGUUACAGUAACAAACGAAAUUUUAUUGGAAUUGAAGGCCUAUUGUAGUUUUAAAGAUUUUAAAUCAUAGCAUAUCUGACGUGCGCUGUGUUAUUCAUGAAGCUACAACCUACAGUAGAAGUCAUGUAAUAUAAAUUGCCAUCGUUUUUAGUAGUAUUAAAAGAGUUGUUAAUAAUAAUGUUUAAAAAUAUCCAGAGUAAUUUAUAAAAUCAAAUCAUAGGUUUAUAAAUAUAUUUGACAUUGGUACUGAAUAUUAUUGGUUUCAGAGCAGCACAAAAUUGCAUAUAUAUAAAACAUUUACCAUAGUUAUCGUUGAAGAAAUUAUUUUCGUUAUGAUGGAAGUAAAAGUAGUUAAAGUAACGUUACCAAUCUAACAUAAACUUUAUACACAUAUAUUUUACAAGUAGUUUCCUAUUAUUAUUAAAAAAAUAUAUGUGAUUUUUCGAUACAGAGUUUUUACUAAAACAUCGAAUAUUUUUCACUUCACGAUUAAUUAAGUUGCUUAAAUUAUAUGCACGUCUUUUAAUUUAUAACGGACAUAUACAAAUAAUGCCAGUAAAAUAUAAAACCUAAGAUUUUUUCAUUAACAUUAAUGAAACAAAACAGUGUAAAAUGUCUUACACUCAGAAAUAAAAAUAAAAAACUAAAUACAAAUAAAAAAGUUUUAAAACUCCUACUCUCAGAGUUACAAAAAUGUUUCGUGUACAAGAUGAUGUUUGAAAAAUAAAUGUUACUAAAAUUUCAGUUAUAAUAUAUAAAUUAUUUCUUAUUCAAAAACUUAAGGUGUUUAAUGUUAAGUUUCACUAAACUUUCAGCUGAAUAAUGAUACAGAUACUUUAACCCUUUCAUCUAAAUUUAAGAGCUAAGGUUAAAAAAAUGCAGAUAACAUUAGUUUAUUAUGGACCUGAAUGUUUGUUAUUAGUGAUGAGUUUUUAUUUCAGUAUGCUUUUUAAAAAAAUAUAUGUGAUUUUUUUUAACAAACAAAAUGGGCCUAGUUAAGAAUAAAAGUUAUAAUGAUUCUGCUACACAAAAUUUCAAAUAGUUAAAAUUCACUUUAACUUCUAAUACGUCAGGUCCUUAAUUCUGUAUACGUUUUCUAUGGUUAUUUAUUUUUAUGACAAGAUGGAAAAUCCUCUGAUCUUCGAAAAUACUAAAAACCACAGUUUGUCAAAUAUUUAUACAAGCAAAAAUGUUUGAAUCAGAUACUUUAGCAAGAUUAAGGGUGAAGUUUUGGACAGAACCAAAAAAAGGGUUAGACGUUGUAAGGAGAUCCAUGUAUUCAUUGCAAACGAAUAUUGAAAAGGAAAAACUCCAAAAAUAGAGUUGAUAGCCAAGUACCGAAAGCUUUAGUUUUCUUCUGAGUUUUAUUAAUAACAAAAACUUCACUGCAAAGUUUGGAUUAAAGAGCUCGCUUUCACAUGAAAAUGGACUUUCAAACUGCAGAACAUUUUUGUAGCGUCUUCUUGCCUGUGGAUUUUGCUUCAGCUUUGUUACUUACACGUCACUAUCUAAUCACAUUUUUAAAAUGCAACAUGUGCACCAUGCGACACUAAGUUAUAGUGUUCAUCGUCGCUAUCCAUUUUCCACGUUAAUAGAUUGCUGUUGCUUCAAUAUUUAAAAUGUGGCUAAGAAACCUUCUUACAUUGACAUGCGCAUUAAAGGAGCCACUGCGCCCAUGGUAUUUUAUUUUUACGCGGUGUAUCAUUACUUACUAAACAUAGAACGAACACGCUCCGGAUGAUCGUGAAAUAUAUUUUUGAAGUUUUUUACUGAAAACUAUUUUACGGGAUACUAGCACUUACCUACCAACGAUGACCCAAAUAUAGUUUGUUGACAGCGAGAUACAAGCCUUGCUUCUUACCACUGCGUAUUGUGCAGACGUGACCCCUAGCUGACGACACUACCUCUCAUGGCCAGUUGUCCCAUAAGAGUUGAAGCGUGAUCUCCUUUUAUCAUAAUUAUGGUGCACCGUUAUGUUUUAAGCGCUGAACGAAGUUCAUUGGGAUCUUUAAGAUGAAUUGUUUAAUCUGACGAGACAUAGCGAUGAUCUCGGAUCGACAUAUUGCGAGCAGACAUGUCCGUAAUUGGUACGCACUUUGUGCAGGUUGCAUUGGUGUUCACUCUUAAAUAUUCAAAAUAAUUUACAAAAUAUAAGAUUAAAUUUAAUGCAUACAUAAACUCGCUGUUUUUUCUAGAUUGAUAACCACUUUCCACAUUAAAUAUUUUACGUUUCUAAAAUGCUCGUUAUUUUAAUUUAAUGCAUUUUUUUUUUUAGUUUGUCAACAUUACUUUUUAUACUAAAUACUAGCGGCAAAAUAGAAUAAUUCUAUUCACAUUUCAGACAGUUUCAUUCAUAGCUUUUUAUACUGGAAUAAUUUUUAAGUUGUAAUAAAAAUCAAGGAAUGCGAGGCAGCAACAGCAUAAAUAAAGUGCUAUCUUUUGGCACCCGCAAAAUUUAUUGCGCGCCAUUCUACAAUCGUUAAAAUAGACUAUAAAUAUUUCCAGCCCACCAACAGUAAUGGACAUAAAAUUUCUUCGACGCUGUGGCAAACGGUUGCCUAAGGUAAAUAUGUAUAAACUUUGUUUCACGCGAGCGAAAUUUAUGUAACGCCAGCAUGUGAUGACGCAACGUUUUGGAGAAUAAUACUUUUUUUUCCUUGAACUAACUAUGAUUACUGGAUCGCAUAUCAAAGAGCAGAAUGGUUCAACUGGCCAGACUUUUGACUACAAUUUUGCCUUGCCUAGCCAUUGAAUGCACAGCGCGAAACUGACUCGUUUGUGAUCUAAAUUGGGAAAUACUUUGUUUUGCAAGCAUAUUGUGUUGAUUAAAAUAUGAGGGAGUCAUAAUUGAUGUUAAAUCUUCGUGUGAGAUUUUAAAACACAAGUUAGUUAUUAAAUUUAAGUAAAGUCACAUUAACAUUUUGUAACGGCAUUAUCAUACCUAAGUUACAAUUAAAAGUUUGCGUUUGUUUUAAUGGAAAUAAAAUAUUUAUGUAUUUUUUUUGUUAUAUGGACAAUGAGAAAAUUGUAUGGCAUUGCCAAUUCCAGUGCUGAACACAUUACAAUUUUUUUAAUUUGUUAAUUUAAUUUGUUAACUCUGAGAGUAUUGUCAUUAAACAUUUUUAUCAAUGUUACUAGCAUUAUUUCAUGUUCAUCUCUCAGAAUUUUCAUAUUCACUCAGCAGUGAUGUAUGUAAACUACCUGAUAGUUUCAUUUGAUAAUUGGCACCAGCAGUGGCUAAGAAUGGAAAAAUGGUACCUUAUUUUUAUUGGACAACAUAUUUUUGUAAUAAUUUAAUUUUUUAAUACAAUUUAAAUUUUUGUAAUUUUUUUUUACCUUAUUAACAUUCAAGAGGUCUUUUUCGUUAUUGCCAAACAUGUAUUUGCCUACUCAAAGAAGGAUUCAAUGUAAUGAAUUAGAAACAUAUAUAUUUUAAGAGAGGAUAACUGAAUAAAGAUAAAAGUUGUGUCAUUGGUAAUACAUAACGUAAAAUAUAAAUUUACUUAAAGUUUAUAAUUACUAGUUUCUUUAAUUUGAUCAUGCUUUAACAUUAUUCGUUUUGAAGUAUUUUUCUAUACAAUAUUUAAAAAAUAAUUAAGUAUUUGAAAAUAAAAACCAACAAAAUUUGUAAAAUGUUGCAUCUUUUUUUAUAAAAAGUAUAUUUAUUGAGUGAAAGAGCUCGCUGAGCUGACAAAAAAGAAAAAGAAUUUUAACAAAUGCUGUGUUCCAUAAUGUAAAUUAUUAGAAGAAAAAA